Gorilla gorilla gorilla (western lowland gorilla) is the source of this 2589-nucleotide messenger RNA. RefSeq lists its product as uncharacterized. The record is from RefSeq and is a predicted model, not a curated record. Lineage: Eukaryota; Metazoa; Chordata; Mammalia; Primates; Hominidae. The coding region runs from base 15 to 617 and encodes 200 amino acids. The transcript is spliced from 4 exons.
UGCACCUGGAGAGGAUGGGCCAGUCGGGGAAGGACUGCUGGUCACUCAUAGCUGUGUGUCACCCCUCCCACCUCCCUCUGCGGAGACGCAAAGUCAAGAGUAGGAAGAAGCCAACCUCUGAGGUCACGACCCCCAGGAGACCUGGAGGACUGAAUGCUGCUGCCCCCAAGGAGGAGGCUGCCGUCUUAUCCCAGGAGGGAGAGCAGGAAAAUAAAAAGGUUCAAAAGGAAGUUGCUGCGUAUCCAUCUGAGGCCUCUGAGGACAGCAAAGAGCAAAGGCCCUGGGACCGGGUCUCCGUGCCCAUGACAGAGCUCUGGCUGGACUGGUUCUCAGCCUCUAACACCCCCAAGACUCAGAACCGUGAAGAAAAUCUUUCCAAUAAAUCCAAGAGUUGCUGCUGCUAUAGGCCAGGCUGCCACCUCUCGGGGCCUCCGUCUUCAGACAAACCCAGCCUGGCUUCAUCCACACUCCCUGUCCCCACAGCUGCAGGAACAGCACUUCCUGCCACCGAGCCGUGUGACCACAGUGGAUUGUCUCUGGAGGGGCCCAAGGGGGCCCUGGCCACCUUUCUGACUGACUCGGUGCCAGGAGACAGACCAACGUCCCUCUCGUGCUGACAGCCGGGCCGCACCCUGGCAUGAGGGCAUUUACAGAAAUGCUGGCGGAACUGCUGCCAGGGAGGCUGUAGGGUCCUCUGGCAAAAGAGGCCUCAGGUGGCUCCUCAGAGUGUCUGUGGUUCUCUGUCCCAGGCUGUUCCCUAAGAAGGUCUGCCCAGGACUCAGGUAAUCAUAUGCUCAUUAGAAACUCCUGGGCACUGCCUGUGUGCCCAGCCCAGCCCAUUAUGUCGGUGAGGACAGACGUGGAGGACAGCAGUCCCUGCCCUUGGUUGGGGCUCCAGGCCAGCAAGGGCCACAGCCCCAGAAGGCAGAGCAGGAAGACAGGACUCGGGGCAGGUGAAGCAGCCUUCUCAUUGGCAGAAGGGAAACAGAAGCCCAGGGUGGGGAAGGGUGGGGAAGGGUGGGGAAGGGUGGGGAAGGGUGGGCCCGGGGUCACACGGGGUAAUGGCAGAGCCAGGACUAGGGUCAGGGUCUCUGGCUCUCAGCUGCCCAUGCCACCUCCUCCUUCUCUGCCCGCCCCAGUGCCUCAUGGGCCCAAGGUUGACUCCCGCCCUAGGGCAGGCCAGUGACCCACAGGGCUCAUACAUGGCCCCUGGCCAAGCCUGUGGGCCCUGCCUUACCCCUACCGGGAGGAUGGCACCUAGGGUUGGAGCCAAACAAGUGUCCUCCUCCAGCGCCAGCCUGGCCCCGAGUGCAAACUCGUCACUGGUCAGGGGUCCGGACAGCAGCAUCCCUGAGGGCCGAGAGAGGGGGCCAGUCCUGUGGUGAGGUUGAGAGGUGUCAACGUGCUGGCGGUCCUCGCUCGCUCUCAGCACCUCCUCAGCCUCAGCGUCUGCUCUGACCACACUUGAGGAGCCCUUCAGCCCAGCGCUGCACUGUGGGAGCCCCUCUCUGGGCUGGUGGAGGCUGGAGCCAACUCCCUCUGCUUGCGGGGAGGUAUGGAGGGAGAGGCGUGGGCAGGAACCUGGGUUGCUCACGGGCCAGCACCAGUUCCGGGUGGGCAGGGGCUCAGCGGGCCCUGCACUCGGAGCAGCCAGCUGGUGCCUCCAGCCCCAGGCAGUGAGGGGCUUAGCACCUGGGCCAGCAGCUGCGGAGGGGGCGUUGGGUCCCCCAGUACUGCUGGCCCGCCGGCGCGCACCACACUUGAAUUGUCGCCAGGCCUCAGUCACCUCCCCGCGGGGCAGGGUUCGGGACCUGCAGCCUGCCAUGCCCAAGCCUCCCCAUGGUGGGCUCCCUGCGAGGCCCGAGCCUCCCACACGGGUGCCUCCCACUGCUCCACGGCACCUGGUCCCAUCCACUGCCCAAGGGCUGAGGAGUGCAGGUGCCCGGCGUGGGACUGGCAGGCAGCUCUGCCUGUGGCCCUGGCAUAGGAUCCACUAGGCGAAGCUGGCUGGACUCCUGAGUCACGUGGGGACUUGGAGAACUUUUAUGUCUAGCCAGAGGAUUGUAUAUGCACCAAUCAGCACUCUGUGUCUAGCUCCGGGUUUGUGGAUGCACCAGUUAGCACUCUGUAUCUAGCUAAUCUGGUGGGUACUUGGGGAACCUUUAUUUCUAGCUAAAAGAUUGUAAAUACACCAAUCAGCACUCUGUGUCUAGCUCAAAGUUUGUAAACACACCAAUCAGCACCCUGUGUCUAGCUGAAGGUUUGUAAACGCACCAAUCAGUGCUCUCUGUCUACUCUAUCUAGCUAAUCUAGUGGGGACUUGGACAACCUUUAUGUCUAGCUAAGGGAUUGUAAAUACACCAUUCAGCACUCUGUGUGUAGUUCAAGGUUUGUAAAUAUACCAAUCAGCACUCUGUGUCUAGCUCAGGGAUUGUAAAUGCACCAAUCAGCACCCUGUCAAAAUGGACCAAUCAGCUCUCUGUAAGUGGACCAAUCCGCUGUCUGUAAAAUGGGCCAAUCAGCAGGAUGUGGGUGGGGGUCAGAUAAGGGAAUAAAAGCAGGCUGCCUGAAGUGGCAGCGGCAACCUGG